Messenger RNA from Molossus molossus (Pallas's mastiff bat), 2275 nucleotides. RefSeq names its product C-X-C chemokine receptor type 2-like. Gene Ontology annotation, molecular function: C-X-C chemokine receptor activity; interleukin-8 binding. Lineage: Eukaryota; Metazoa; Chordata; Mammalia; Chiroptera; Molossidae. The record is from RefSeq and is a predicted model, not a curated record. The transcript has 4 exons. Gene Ontology annotation, biological process: immune response; G protein-coupled receptor signaling pathway; neutrophil chemotaxis. Gene Ontology annotation, cellular component: membrane. The coding region runs from base 269 to 1342 and encodes 357 amino acids.
AAACAAUUCAGUUCUUCACCAUAUGUCUCUGCCGCCUUGCAAGCUGCCUCCCUCAUCCUAGAGCCUAGAGGGAGCAAGUCCAAAAGCAGCUGCAGGUUCAAAACGCUCAGACAAAGACGGACUAAGGCAGACCUCCACCUUCAGACUGGCAAUCUCCUCCAGAAGCCAUUAGACAGGAAAGCAUCCCUGACUGCUACCAAGCCCUGAGUCAUAGCAGAAGUGUCAGAGGCCACUUCAGUAACAACAGCAACAGCAGCAGGCCACAAAUAUGGGUAGCUUUCAUAUAGAAGUCACUUACUGGGAAAAUAGCACCUGGUACGAUUAUUACGACAAUUACAGUUACAACCCUUACAAUUUUGAAAAUUCUGCUCCAUGCCGGCCAGAAUCUCUGGAUACCAACAAGUAUGCUGUGGUCGUCAUCUAUGUCCUGGUCUUCCUACUGAGCUUGCUGGGAAACUCCCUGGUGAUGCUGGUUGUCUUAUAUAGCCGGGUCAGCCGCUCUGUCACUGACGUCUACCUGCUGAACCUGGCCAUGGCCGACCUGCUCUUCGCCCUGACCUUGCCUAUCUGGGCUGCCUCCAAGGCAAAGGGCUGGAUCUUUGGCACAGCCUUGUGUAAGGUGGUCUCACUCUUGAAGGAAGUCAACUUCUACAGUGGAAUUCUACUACUGGCCUGCAUCAGUGUGGACCGCUACCUGGCCAUUGUUCAUGCCACACGUACAUUGACUCAGAAGCGGCACUGGGUCAAGUUCAUAUGCAUAGGCAUCUGGGCCCUAUCCCUGAUCCUGUCCCUGCCCGUCUUUUUCAUUCGCAGCACUGUCUACCCGCAUGAUUCCAGCCCAGUCUGCUAUGAGGACCUGGGUGCCAAUACAACAAAAUGGCGCAUGGUGAUGCGAUUCCUGCCCCAGACUGUUGGCUUCCUUCUGCCACUGCUGGUCAUGCUGUUCUGCUAUGGGCUCACACUGCGCACGCUAUUUCAGGCCCACAUGGGGCAGAAGCACCGGGCCAUGCGGGUCAUCUUUGCUGUCGUGCUCGUCUUCCUGUUCUGCUGGCUGCCCUACAAUCUAGUGCUGAUAUCAGACAGCCUCAUGAGGAUCGGGGCGAUCAAGGAGACCUGUGACCGCCGAAAAGACAUUGACCGGGCCCUGGAUGCCACUGAGAUUCUGGGCUUCUUCCACAGCUGCCUCAAUCCCCUCAUCUAUGCCUUCAUUGGCCAGAAGUUUCGCCAUGGUCUUCUCAAGAUCAUGGCCAUCCAUGGCCUGAUCAGCAAGGAGUUCUUGGCCAAGGACGGCAGGCCUUCCUUUGUUGGCUCUUCUUCAGGGCACACUUCUACUACCCUCUAAGACCCCCGCCCCUUUUCAGCCCCACAGGGCUCCUCCCCUCCCAUCAGCACCCAAACCACAUGUCCACUGGCUAUUCACAGCCUCUGUGUCAAGACGGGUCCUCAUUGUGGUCGCAGGAAGUUGCUGAAGCCACGAGCUUAUCAGGGCCCAUUGUAUGGUUCAGAAAGCUGGCCCUGGCGCCCCACCCCUUACUAUAAUUACUAUGUCAGCUGCUAGGACUCUGUCCAUCCUACCACUCAGCCCAUAGCCCUCUGUCCUCUGAGAUGUUCCUUGCUUGCUAGCAAAGUCUGCUUCCCUUGAGGUAGGCUGGAAAUGACAGAGACUCACUUCUAUGACGCCCUUGAGCUAGGAAUGGCCAUAUCAUCCAGUUCUGCUAGGAUGACUUUUAGGCAAGAGUGUGCUGGUAAACCAGUCUCCUGGAGGGAAAAUCCUGAUUUGUAGCAUUCACCGAGUUCCAUGUUAUAAAUCUUCUACCGUAGUAAUUUCAAGGGUGGUGGUAUUUAGCAACCAGUUCACAAAAGUCUAGGAAAUCUAAUGAUCUCUUUUCACGAGCAGGUACAAACUGGCUUCAGCACACCAUUGCUUUCAGGAGUCUGCUGGGGCUGGAAGACUCCUGGGAAAUAUUCCUGAUUUAAAAAAAGAGACACAUCCACUCAUACACAUCCUUGGGUCUUGCCUUUGAAUAUGGUUAUAGGAUAUGAUUUGUGGCCCUAAGGCAGCAAUAUUGUGACAAUGAGGCAAAAAGCCUGACACACUUAGGCUGAUGGAGUCAAAGAAGAAAAAGAACCUGAAAAUAAAGAGCCUAGAGAUAAACCUAAGCAAGCAUAAGAAUAAAACUGGUCCUUUACCUUAUACCAUACACAAAAAUUACCUCAAAAUAGAUUGAAGACCUAAACAUAAGAACUGAAACUAUAAAACUCUCAUAAGAAAACA